AUGAAACCAAUUAAUUUAUUUUCCUUUAUUUGCCUUGUAUUAUCAUUCUGUGAUUUCACAGAGAAAAAGAACAUUCUUUUUAGAAUUUCACUAAUCAAAACUAGACCAUUUUCGAGAGGAGAUUUAAAUAAUGGAAAAAUUGACCCAGAUAUAUAUGAUACAGAUAUAUCUGAGAAACUGUUAUAUGAUAUUGAUGAAUCAAUUGAUAGUGAAUUAUCUGAGGAAAAUGAGGAAGAGGAUCAACUAAUCUUUAUAGAUGAUAUGGAAAGAAGCAAUUUAGAUUUACCAAUUUCCGAGAGUGGAAAUAUAAGUUCUGGAGAUGAAAUGGAAGGUAAUAAAGAAGAUACUCAAAAUAAUGUUCAAACUGAAGGCGAAUUAAUGAUUGACGCAGAAGGAGAAACAUUAGGAUUUAAUCCUAAAUUGUAUUUCAAUAGUCACAAAUGUUUUUUAAUGAUAGGCUUUGAAAUCGAGUUUUUGGAAAAUCCUGUUUUAAAUAAUUCUGGGAUAAUAAGGUACAUUAAAGAAACGGAAAUUAACAUUGAAGAGGAGGUUAAUGAUCAAGUUGAGAAUUCCGAAGAUGAAAAAUAUAAAUUGAUUGAAUUGGAAACAAAAAACAAGAAACAAGAAGAAAUUACUUCUUUAAUGAGGCAAAUUAGAAACUCUUGUUGGUACAUUACUUCAGAGAGCACAUUGCAAGAGUUUAAAGAUGAAGUUUUGAGUAUUAUUGAAAUUAUUGAAUCGAAAAUUUGUCAGAUUAAUGCUAAGUUAGAGUAUUACAUUAUGGUAACAGAUCAGAAAAGUCUUGAGUUUGAUUCUACAAAAUAUGAGAGAAAUCUAGAAAAGAAGAGCAGGUUAUUGGGGAGAAAAAGCUCCUACGAAUUAGCUUUGUCUUCAUUCAGAAGGAUUGAAGAGUAUUGGAGUCACCUUGAAAACCUUCCUUAUAAUGACUAA
Messenger RNA from Cryptosporidium ubiquitum, 951 nucleotides. RefSeq lists its product as uncharacterized. The transcript has a single exon. The record is from RefSeq and is a predicted model, not a curated record. Bases 1 to 951 code for a protein of 316 amino acids. NCBI's taxonomy places the organism in Eukaryota, Apicomplexa, Conoidasida, Eucoccidiorida, Cryptosporidiidae.